This is a messenger RNA of Suillus plorans, 3200 nucleotides long. RefSeq lists its product as uncharacterized. The record is from RefSeq and is a predicted model, not a curated record. Gene Ontology annotation, biological process: cell surface receptor signaling pathway. The transcript is spliced from 14 exons. NCBI's taxonomy places the organism in Eukaryota, Fungi, Basidiomycota, Agaricomycetes, Boletales, Suillaceae. The coding region runs from base 135 to 3200 and encodes 1021 amino acids.
UGACAAGUUGCAAGCCCUAUGGGGAUAGGUGGACUGGUGAGCCAUCUCAUUAAAUCAGCUCGUUCUGACAUAAUUAUCACCUCAGUCUCUUCCCUUGAGUUCUUCACGAGCGCUUUCCCUGCUGCGCAGCCUCCAUGACUCACACAGAACAAGUCAUAUCUGACAUUACGAUUGAACGAACGCAGAAGACAUUGGAUGAUGCCACCUCAAAUUUAAACUCGACUUUCGCUAGAAAGCUCGACAAGUGGGAUCAGGCAGAGAACUGCGUCAUCCAGACCGCUCAAGAAGUUGGAUCGGUGUACGAUUUCUAUACUCAGAAUGCAACCAUCAACUCUGCAUCUGAUGCGAUGGUCGCGGACCUAUCAAAGAAGAAUAUGGGCGACUUUCUGGGAGAGGCAAAGAAGGUGAUGGAGGCCCUGGAUGUUCUGCAACAGGUUCACCCGUUUGUCGGUGUGGCUAUACUUGCUUUCAAGGCUGUCGUGAAUCUCGAACUAACAAGAAGAGAAAACGAUCGUAGAGUUGGACUGAUGUUAGCUCAAGCAUCUGACAUGAUGACCAUGCUCCUCCAACUUAAGGACACCAGAGAUCCUGCCAUAGUGGGGUCUCAUGGCAACAUUCGGGGGCGAUUGGAUCGUGUCCUGGAUGGCAUCAAGCAAGACAUCGAAGAUUGCGGAAAUGCCAUCGACAAAUACUACAAGUCAAAAUUCAUGGUGAAAUUCUUCAGAUCCUCCCAUUGGGCAAGCGAAUUCCUCAGAGUUUGCAGCAGCUUUUCCCAACGUACGCAGGACCUCCAGCUCGCCUUAAAUAUCAGAAUUACGUUGAGAGUUGAUAUUGCCAUUGAUAAGCUAGACAAGCUGAUCCGGACGCAAACCGAACGCGAAGCAAGAUUCGAGAAAGAGGUGCAAAUGCGUGGUGGAAGAGAGAAAUGUUUGGAAAGCGAAGAUAAACUAGCAGAGCUACUGAAAAUCGCCGAUCCACGGGAAGGGCGUCCACAGAAUAAAGCGUAUGCUGAUGCGCCUACCAAAGAUGUCAACAAGCCUACUUCAAAGACCGCUUCUGCGAACGGAUCGGUUGGCGAGCAGUCCCGCCUUGAUGCAUCGCUGCUUCAUGAACUACGUGCUCCGUUACGCAACUUACUUGACGAGAAUCGCACGCUCUUCAUGUUUAAGCUUGAUGCACAGACAUCUGACAUCAAAGAUGCUAUCAAGGAUUCUGAAACGCGCAUUAUGUGGGCCUUCAACAGUAGAUUUCGACGGAUCAAGGAUCCGCACCUACGAUAUAUUUGGAAAGAGAUGAAAUGGACAACAAGUGUCAAGACACUAUACUUCAUUGCAGAACUCUAUGAUUAUUACGUGAACCGUUUUUCCCGUCUCCGUCAUAAUACUCCACCCCCAGAAGCAGAUUCAGAGGCUUCAUCGUUGGUGCUGCGAGUGCCAUCUCCAACUCCCACUGUCUCCGUCAUGUCCGAUUCAGAAGGAGAAGACCGCGAGCUUCCAGCAGCCGAUCCUUCAUACCAAGAACUUCCUACUGUCGAUCCUGCAGACAAAUGGUGCUUGAAAUAUUUGUCCGUCUUCUACGUUCCAAGUUUAUCCGAAGGCUUCGACGGCGAUGCGAAUGGCUUGGUUAGUAUAAGGGAAGUGAAUGCUUUUACGUCCGCAAUGCCUUUGGGUUGGACUCUGCCGCAAGCACUUGCAUACUGGGCUGCAGGUUGGAGAGUGGACAGCCAGUACUAUCAUGCACGAAUCGAGGAGGUCUUGAACAGCAUGGUUUACGCGCAAGCAGAUGUACUUCCAGAAAACAGGAGGUGCAUUGCCACAUACUUGAACUCAUAUGUCAUCGAUGAUAUCAAAAGGCUCGUCCGUUCUAUUGCAGAGCUUGGAUUGGAGGAUUCGGACUUGGAUCUCGCGCAAUUGACUGCUCGGCGUCGCGAGGCUCAAGAAGAGACAUUAGCGGAUAAGCUCAAGAUUGUUAAGUACGAAAUCGAUUCCAAAGAUUCUAUCAAGCUUUUUGGAUCUGGUCGCAUCGAAAAUUUCUUGCUGCCUUUGCUUUACCUCGUAAUCAGGAGGCAUUUACAGAUCAUGAAACUUGCUGCCACAGUGAUUCUAGUCGAGAGAGAGCUUGAAUCUUCAACUCAAACGAUAGAAAAUAUUUUGGAAGGGGUGUCUCUGCGCGUGGACCAACUGGCAGAAUCAUUUCGUCAACAAGGUAAUGAUCCAAAAGCGAGAUUCACGUGGUAUGCGCAUGGUUUGUACAACUCUUGGCAUAGUCCAGAAUUAACCACAGAUGACACCGAAUACUGGGAAACUCACGAUUUUGGGCUUGAUGUCAGUAAGCUUGAGAUCGAUUCAACAGCAUUGAAGCUCGGUCCUUUCAGUCUGAAAGAGGACAAUGAGGGGAUAGGAAGACUUGUCAAGCUCGUCGCAUUUAGUCCCGUUCAGCAGCCUGAAGCUACCAUGGACGAAUAUAUCCGUUUGCGGUGCAUGAAUGACUUGUCCAAUACGUGGGGCUACCCUUACGAUAUUCCGCCUUACUUAUCGUUGGUCGACAAAGAAAGGCUCGAUAUUCUGUCCCAAGAGUUACCGCCCACAGAUGUCGAACGCUGGGAUUCAUUCGCUGAACUUCAGAUGCGUAGACAGUUGUUCCAGUGUCAGUGCGACGCAUGUCAUUACCUUGUUAGUGAUAUCCUUCACCGUUGUAUAGAUUGCGAGUCCAAUGACUAUGAUGUGUGUGCAGAUUGCGAAUCUCAGCCGGUCUCAGAUCACAAAUACCCGUCCGACCACAAAUCGACACACAACAUGCUUGUCUUCCGCAUGUCGAUACCUCAUGGUCGCUACAGCAGAAUCCGGUGGUAUGCCAGGAAUUUCUUAUCCACUUGCGUGCCCGCUGUAGCACCACUAGAAGCACCAUUUGCUGUGCGAGAAGACGAAUCUCAGACGCAAUCAGAUGAGCCUGAACUUGCGCAUCCGAUAGAAGCUACUCGAGCAGACGAUUCUUCCACCUCUGUUGAUUUGCAGGAAGGUGAUGAGAAGCUGAACGGGAACCCGGGAGUAGUAUCUCAGGGGGAAAUACCUAAACCCUCAACCGCGAAUGGGGAUCUACAUACUUGUACUGAAUGCGGUGUCAAGAUCAAGGGCAUUUUUUAUGUAUGCCUUACCUGCGCAGGUCAGAUUUCCAUAUCUCUAACGGGGCACAUAGCUUAA